Arachis ipaensis is the source of this 1633-nucleotide messenger RNA. RefSeq names its product RHO guanyl-nucleotide exchange factor 3 (gene ROPGEF3). Gene Ontology annotation, molecular function: guanyl-nucleotide exchange factor activity. The record is from RefSeq and is a predicted model, not a curated record. Lineage: Eukaryota; Viridiplantae; Streptophyta; Magnoliopsida; Fabales; Fabaceae.
AUGGAAAAUUCAUCAAAUUUUGAUGAAAGUUCUGAUUUGGGGUAUCAGCAAUCAACUUCUUCUAUGGAUCAAAAUGAUCAAAGUACUGAAUACUCUCCAUUCAGUGGUGAUUCAUUUGCAUAUUGUAGGAGUAACUCAGAGGCCUCAAACUUGUCAUCAUUAGAGCCUGUUGAUGACAAUCAUAGUUUUGCUAGUAGUGAUCUUCAACCUUCGCCGCCUUCUCGGUGGAUUGCCGCCGCCACCAUGAGAACCGAGUCUAGUCAUCAUCAUGGAGCUGCUCUUUCAAGUCUUGGAGGAAUGAAGAAGAGGAUGCAUUCACUAGAUAGUAAAUCUGAUGAUCUUGAUCUGCUGGAGUCAGAGCUUGAAAUGAUGAAGGAAAGAUUUGCAAAGCUUCUAUUGGGGGAAGACAUGUCUGGUGGUGGAAAAGGUGUAUGCACUGCAGUUACAAUCUCAAACUCCAUUACUAACCUUUAUGCAACUGUUUUUGGACAAAACCUGAAGUUGGAGCCUCUGAAGGCUGAGAAGAAGGCCAUGUGGAAAAGAGAAAUGAAUUGUCUUCUAUCUCUCUGUGAUUACAUUGUUGAAUUUGCUCCAACUGCACAAUGCUUAGAUGAUGGCACAAUUGUAGAGAUGAUGACAAGCAGACCAAGAUCAGAUAUUUAUAUCAACCUUCCAGCUUUACAGAAACUUGACACAUUGCUUAUGGAAAUAUUGGAUAGUUUCAAGGAUACUGAAUUUUGGUAUGCGGAACAAGGGAGUAUGUCGGGGAAUUCGUCUCGGUCACGUGCCGGAUCGUUUCGAAGGGUGGUUGUUCAAAGGAAAGACGAGAAAUGGUGGUUGCCAGUUCCCUGUGUUCACCCUGGUGGCCUCUCUGAUAAGUCAAGGAAGCACUUGAUUGAGAAAAGAGAUUGUGCAAAUCAAAUUCAUAAAGCAGCCAUGGCAAUAAAUAGCAGUGUUCUAGCAGAGAUGGUUAUCCCUGAGACAUACAUGGCAAAUCUUCCCAAGAGUGGAAGAGCAUGCCUAGGGGACACAGUUUACCGCUAUAUGUCUUCUGCAGACAAAUUCUCACCUGAUCACCUUCUUGAUUGCCUUAAAAUAAGCUCUGAACAUGAAGCACUUGAGCUGGCAGACAGGGUUGAAUCUUCGAUGUACACAUGGCGGCGAAAGGCUUGUUUAAGCAACUCAAAAUCAUCAUGGAACAAAGUGAAGGAUCUCAUGGCCGAAACCGACCGCAAAGACAAGAACUUUUUGUUAGCUGAGAAAGCUGAGACUUUGUUGUUCUGCUUGAAGCAAAGAUAUCCUGAACUUUCACAGACUUCCUUGGACACAUGCAAAAUUCAAUACAAUCAGGAUGUAGGAAAAGCAAUACUAGAAAGCUACUCAAGAGUUUUAGAAGGCUUAGCAUUCAACAUUGUUGCUUGGAUUGAAGAUGUUCAUUGUGCAGAUAAGUCAAUGAGAAACCAACAUGUAUAGAAACCAAGAUGUUCUUCCAUUCAUGUACUUUUGUUUUUUCUCUUCUGUAAACUAUAGUCUUUAAAACUUAGGUAGCAGAUGAUUGUAUUAUUCAAUGGUAAUCAAGUGUACCUGUAUGAAAAUUAGUUCUUUAACAUCACAUCAGAUUACUAUUUUCAUA